GCGUUUGGUACUGUUGUGUCAUGUGUGGCCUUGGAAAUUCGCAGUCGUCGCCGGGUCGUCGUAGUGGUUGAUUGUGUUUGGUGUUGUGUGUGUGUGCGCGCAGGCCGCACUGGCGUUUCCUUUCCAAGCUAACCAUUUGCCAUAACAGUGUUUUACUUCGCUGGGACCGUUUUGUGCGUUACUCUUUUGAUUUGCAAUCACACAUCUCAUCCCUCUGAAGAUGGAUCCAGAGGCGUUCCUAGAUCUUGCGAAUCAAGUUACCAAGCUUAACCCGUUCCCGUAUUUCGACAUUGCACACUGUGCAAUCACCUGCUUCUAUGUCAGGGAAGACAUUGGAUCAGGGGCGCUGGCGUUCUCGCGGAAACACCCGCUGGCCACCUGGUUCUCCUCCAUGUUCUCCAUAUUCGCCGGCGGUCUGCUGGCCAACUUCCUGCUGGGCGAGCCGGUGCUGGGCGCCGUGAAGAACAACAACCAACUGCUGCUAGCCACGGCUGUCUGGUACGUGAUAUUUUAUUCUCCGUUUGACAUCGGUUACAAGGUCGUCAAGUUUCUUCCUUUCAAGGUCGUUCUCUCCGCUAUGAAAGAGGUGUACCGGUGUAAGAAGGUGCACGACGGCGUCACCCACGCGGCCAAGCUGUUCCCCACGGGCUACCUCAUCAUGGUGCUGGUCGGCACAGUCAAGGGCAACGGCAGCGGCUUCGUCAAGAUCAUGGAGCGCCUGUUCCGUGGCGUGUGGACCCCCACCGCUAUCGACAUCAUGGGACCCAGCUUCCCGACCAAAGCCUCGAUUGCGGCGGCCAUUAUAUUCGUGCUUGAUAAGAAGACGGACAUCAUCUCUGCCCCGCACGCGCUGGUCUACUUCGGAAUCACCAUCUUCUUCGUCUACUUCAAGCUGUCCUCGAUGCUGCUGGGCAUCCACGAUCCGUUCGUGCCGUUCGAGAACCUCUUCUGCGCCGUGUUCCUGGGCGGCGUCUGGGACUCCCUGCAGCGCGCCGUCUCCGGAGGAAAGGCGCCCGCCGGCGACCAGGCGCGAGCCGACGCCAAGCCGGAGGCCGCCAAAAAGAAGGACUGAGCCGGCUGAGAGCCGCCGGCCGCACUCGACAGCGGUGUUCUGUUGGUCACCAGCUUCUAGUUACAAUCUCUGUCGCUCUGAGAACGAUCAGAACACGUACAGCGGAAUCCACCCGGACUCCCGGCUCUCUGGCUGGACUCCGACCGGUGUGUGUGCUGGUGGCUGGCGGUAACUCGGCCGGUCGGAUGGGUGGACUCGUGGCUGACUGAGUCGACUCUCGGCCGGCCGCUGUCUCGAGUCUCAGCUGAUUGUCCGAACCAUCGACUGGCAGCUGUCCUGACACCGCGCCCCGUCCGACCGGUUCCCAUCCCUCUCUCUCUCUCCCUCCGGCUGUUUUUCUCAGUAAUGCUGCAGAACAGCAGCCAUUGGUGUGGGAACCCAAAUCGCAAGCAGUCAACGAAGACACUUUACGCAAUGACGAAAACAUUCAUAUGUCGCAAAUGCAACUGCAUGGGCUUUUACCAGUCGACAAGUCUGGCAUAAGAAUGCCAGGUAAAUGCGUUUUUAACAAUGCCCUGUUUCGAUGUAUGACAUGUUUUCGUUGUUGCGUAAUUUGCUUUUGGUCUUUUUACACCAGCCCCUUCUCCAUGCGUCCUAGCCGCCGUCCUUGCCAUCCCUCGCGCUUAGUCCCUCCCGCUCCCCCACGCCGACUUUGGUGAUCAUUUUUAGACUGAUAAUCUGUCCCACCCCUCCGCAUUGUUAAGUUUUAUGGCAUGAAGGUGUGAUUUUACGGCUCCUGUGAUUUGUGGUGUUUUAUGAACAUUGGGUGAUCCAAUUUGACGUGACGAUGUAACGAUCAAGAGCUUCGAACGAGCUUGGCCGUCGCCUUGCCAUCCUCGUGUGUUUGAUUCUGGCUGACUCGGUCCGAGAUUAUCUGUGUGGUGUUCAGGUUCCCCGUGUGUUUUGUCUGCUUCGUGUAUGCAACCCGACCGUUUGUACUGAAAGACAAGAGGAGCACGGCCCCGUCCCGUCGCUCUGACUCAGCCUUGUGGCGUCCUCUGUCUCGUCCCGCCCCGCUCAGGAACGGUGUAGAUGUCGCCAUCGUUCUGUGCGCCUGAGUGCAAUAGAUGCUCUGACGGGUCA
Amphibalanus amphitrite is the source of this 2155-nucleotide messenger RNA. RefSeq names its product trimeric intracellular cation channel type 1B.1-like. The transcript is spliced from 7 exons. Gene Ontology annotation, biological process: potassium ion transmembrane transport. Gene Ontology annotation, molecular function: potassium channel activity; identical protein binding. The record is from RefSeq and is a predicted model, not a curated record. NCBI's taxonomy places the organism in Eukaryota, Metazoa, Arthropoda, Thecostraca, Balanomorpha, Balanidae. Gene Ontology annotation, cellular component: membrane. The coding region runs from base 221 to 1072 and encodes 283 amino acids.